This is a messenger RNA of Triticum turgidum subsp. durum (durum wheat), 1515 nucleotides long. The record is from the annotation of a GenBank genome assembly. Lineage: Eukaryota; Viridiplantae; Streptophyta; Magnoliopsida; Poales; Poaceae.
AUGGAUUCUCCAGCGCCCAAUGCCGCCAACCCACCGGCGCCGGCGGCGGAGCCAGCAGCGCAGCCGCGGCUGCUGCCAGACUUCCUCCAGUCGGUGCGGCUCAAGUACGUGAAGCUGGGGUACCACCACCUCAUCUCCCACGGCAUGUACCUGCUGCUGUCGCCGCUCAUGGCCCUGGUGGCCGUGCAGCUCUCCACCGUGUCCCCGGGCGACCUCGCCGACCUGUGGGAGCAGCUCCGGUUCAACCUCGUCUCCGUGCUCGUCUGCUCCACCCUCCUCGUCUUCCUCUCCACCGUCUACUUCCUCACCCGCCCCCGCCCCGUCUACCUCGUCGACUUCGCCUGCUACAAGCCGGAGCCGGAGCGCCGCGACGCCAACCUCGACUUCCAGCGCAAGAUCCUCGAGCGUUCGGGGCUGGGCGAGGACACCUAUCUGCCCCCCGCCGUGCUCCGGGUGCCCCCCAACCCGUGCAUGGACGAGGCGCGCAAGGAGGCGAGCACCGUCAUGUUCGGCGCCAUCGACCAGCUGCUGGAGAAGACCGGGGUGAGGCCCAAGGACAUCGGCAUCCUGGUCGUCAACUGCAGCCUGUUCAACCCGACGCCGUCGCUGUCGGCCAUGGUGGUGAACCACUACAGGCUGAGGGGCAACAUUGUGAGCUACAACCUGGGCGGGAUGGGCUGCAGCGCCGGGCUGCUGUCCAUCGACCUCGCCAAGGACCUGCUGCAGGUGCACCCCAACUCGUACGCGCUGGUCAUCAGCAUGGAGAACAUCACCCUCAACUGGUACUUCGGGAACGACCGCUCCAUGCUGGUGUCCAACUGCCUGUUCCGGAUGGGCGGCGCGGCGAUCCUGCUCUCCAACCGGCGGUCCGACCGGCGGCGCUCCAAGUACGAGCUGGUGCACACCGUCCGCACCCACAAGGGCGCGGACGACAAGUGCUUCGGCUGCGUGACGCAGCAGGAGGACGAGGCCGGCAAGGUGGGCGUGUCGCUCUCCAAGGACCUGAUGGCGGUGGCCGGCGACGCGCUCAAGACCAACAUCACCACCCUGGGCCCGCUGGUGCUCCCGCUGUCGGAGCAGCUGCUGUUCAUGGCGACGCUGGUGGCGAAGAAGGCCUUCAAGGUGAAGAUCAAGCCCUACAUCCCGGACUUCAAGCUGGCGUUCGAGCACUUCUGCAUCCACGCGGGCGGGCGCGCCGUGCUGGACGAGCUGGAGAAGAACCUGGGGCUGACGGAGUGGCACAUGGAGCCGUCGCGGAUGACGCUGUACCGGUUCGGCAACACGUCGAGCAGCUCGCUGUGGUACGAGCUGGCCUACAGCGAGGCCAAGGGCCGCAUCGGGCGGCGCGACAGGGUCUGGCAGAUCGCCUUCGGCUCCGGAUUCAAGUGCAACAGCGCCGUCUGGAGGGCUCUGCGCACGGUGGCGCCGGAGGCCGAGGAGAAGAACCCGUGGGCGGACGAGAUCGACCGCUUCCCCGUCGAGGUUCCCAGGGUCUCCAGGGUUGGGAGCGCCUGA